AUGCAUGACCCCUCCAACUUGCGCGGCCUGACAUCAGGCGCUUCUUCUCUCGGCCCUUCCGCCUUCCCCCUCUCUUCUCCGCUCCGGUCCACGUCCCCGUACAGAGCAGAUAGGCUGGCGCCGGCGCCGUCUGCCUCUUCCUCCUUUCCUGGCUUUUCGUCUCCCAUGCGAUCUGGGGCCGCCGGCGGAGACGGGCGCUCUCGCGGCUUCCCGGGGCAAGCGGGGUCGGCAGCCACGGUCGGCCGCGGCCUAGGCAGCAAGAAAGGACCGGGCGGCGUGCAGCAGCUUCUGGGAAAUGAAGAGGCGAAACGCGAAAGUGUGAAGACGAUCAUUCGAUUUCUCUGCUACUCCGGCUUCCCGCAACAACUCUCGCCCAAGGUUUUCGUCGCUCCUCCCCGAAACCUCCUCGUCGAAAUCUGGAACCACCUCCUGAGAAGAGCCUGCGACGACAGCGUGCAGGUGACGAACGAAAAUGCGAACGAAGAGGUUCCGCGGCUCUUCAAGGAGUUAGGCUCUUGGCUGCUGUUCCUCUGCUUCUUGCGCGGGCCCUCACCGUCUCGCCUGCUCGGUCUUUCGUUCGACUGCUGCCCUGUCUCCAGCUACCCCCUGACGAUCGCCAAGUCGUCGAUGCAGGCGCCGAACUCUGCGCAUCAGUGGCCGCUGCAUCUGCAUGCGCUCUCGUGGCUUUGCGAGCUGCUUAUCUACGAGUCGGAAGUCUUCAGUCGAGAUCCGCUGUUGAAUCCCGCGGUCGAGAAGAAGGACGCGAUGGCCGGAGCUGUCAUGAUUUCGCGAAUGCUGCUGAAUCACUAUCCUCAAUCGGGCAACGGCCGCGACCUGACGCAACUGCAGCAAGUCCUCUACUCCCAGAUGGAGCGAGAAGUGGAGCAACUGGAGAGGUCGAUCGCGAGUCGAGAGCGGCACCUGAAUCGCGCACAGCAGGAGCUGAGGAGUAUCUCAGCUGAGCUCGAGGCGAAUGCAGCUCUCCCCCCGGAGAUCGAUCGGCUCUGUGCAGAUCUCGAGAAGCUGAACGACGGCAUCAAGCAGCAGAAGACCGCGUCCGACCAGCAGGACAAAGAAAUCGACGCAAAGCAGAAGAGGCGGAGCGCCCUGCAAACUGAGAUCCGCCAAGUCGCUGCCGAGACAGAGCAUCUCGACGCACAAGUCAAGGAGCAAGGGAUCAGCAAGGCCGAAGUCGAGAAGAUCCGGAGCGAAAUUCACGCGCUUCGAGAAAAGGUGGCUCUACGCUCCAAGGACGUCGAAGCGCAGAAGCUACAGCUGACCAGCGUCGAGGACGAGAUCAACCGACGUGGCGAGGAGCUACGCAUUACGACAAGGACGGGCAACACCCUCCUGCAGCGGUGUAUGCAAGACACGGAAUCGGCCAAGUUCCCGUCGGAUGCCGCCUGGGCGUCUCUGGACAGAUUCGCGACGACAGCGUCUCUGCCUGCUGACUCCGACUCACCGUCUUCUUCUCUUGGAGCCUCGGCGCGCAGCAGGAGCGACGGCCGAGGGCGGUCGGCCUCUCAGCUGCCGCUCGCUGACGGGCGGGAGCGAGGAGGGCGGAUCUCUGUCACUUCAGCCACAGACUCGCCGCUCGCCACUCACGAACAGCUGCUCGGGGUUCGGUGGAAAGCGUGGAAGGCAGAGCUCCUCCGACUGGUCGACAGCGACAGGCACUUUGACGCGCAGAGUCGCCGUACCGACGAGAAGACUGCGGCGGAAAUCGAAAAGUUGAAGAAGACGCGCCAGCAGCUUGAGAGCGCUCGGCGAACAGAGGAGCGCAAGAUUUCGGUGUUGCGCGAGGACUUGCUGAAGGUGGAGGCUCAGAGAACGCAGCAGCAUCAAGUUCUCUCUGCCGAGAUCGAGACUCUGGAGCGAGGCGUCUCCGAGCACCGGCAGGCCGUGGAGGCGGCGCUCCUGAAGGCUGAGCGUCACGCGAACGAUUUGCGGCUUCUCUUCGAGACGAGGGAGAAGGAGAACGAGGCGGAAAUUGCAGAGAAGCUCGACGACUUGCGCCGGAUUCAAGAGGACGGCCUCAGCGAGAAACGCCGGAUCCUCCACGCUCUCCAAGACCUCGUCCAGAAAAAGGAACAAGUCUGUGUCGAGUACGAAAGAGACCUUGUCGCCGCUGUCGCUCGAAGCGAAAAAUACACUCAAAGCUGCUAA
Molecule: messenger RNA, 2166 nt
Organism: Neospora caninum
Lineage: Eukaryota; Apicomplexa; Conoidasida; Eucoccidiorida; Sarcocystidae
Product: putative HEC/Ndc80p family protein
Exons: 15
Coding region: 1-2166 (721 amino acids)
Biological process (GO): attachment of mitotic spindle microtubules to kinetochore
Cellular component (GO): Ndc80 complex
Source: RefSeq, a predicted model, not a curated record